AGUAAACAUAUCCAGAAACUCAUCAUAAUACAGCUCCGAUCCAGGAACGCGGGGCAGCUUGGGGAUAGCUCGGGUUUGUGAGGGGAACAGUGGGGUGAACUGGGGAAACACCAGUUGAAGGAGCGCCGUUUGAUUGACGGAUAAAUCGUGGGGGGGUGGUACUCUGUUCCAUGACAUAACCGUUGACUGGGGGUCGGGUCAAUUGACUACGAGGUUGUGAUUGUGGAUUGCCCCUUUUCAAUUCAGGGGUAGUAAGUCCCAAGCGUGAUCUCGGUAUCCUACCGAAUAGCACGUGGAUGGACGGCUGCUUCUACCCCAAGUGAGAAAAAGUAGAGUCCGACAUAUUUACGGAGUUUAUUUUGGUCAAAAGGGGCUGCUGCUGCUGAUGCAACACCAGUAGGCUAAGUUCCGAAGGCGACUCGGGACAAACAGAGCGGAAACUUGAGCUCCUACAAGGGCAAGGAAAGCAAACUUCUCUGAGAUGAACCACAGCUUCUUUUGCUGGUGGUAGAAAAAUAUUGCGAGGGUGGACGCGUGGACCCUCGGACUUUGUGUAUAAGCCGUGUUCAGAUCGGAGCGUCCUGGUCAGAGACAAUGCUGGUCGAGUUCCGAUGAUCUUUGGCCAGAUGAUAUUUCGACGAGAAUAAAAUUAAAUAGUCCCAUCAUCUCCUUUCUAAGAUGCCCCUCACUCACCUCAUUACCGCAUCAAGAUCACACUACUCACUGCACAAACCUAUUUCAAGAUGUCUUCCAAGACCUUCAACCUCUCCAAGCCAGACCGAACUGUGCAAGUCGGUGUGAUCCUUCUCGGCGGUCUCACCGAAUUCCUCGACGUGGCACCUGUCGACCUCUUCAACAGCCUCACGCCCAGGUUUCUUCAAACCUUGUCAAGCGCUUUCCUUCCGGUCCAUCUCUUGCAACAAGCCAUAGACAUGGAAUUUCACUGGGUGACUGAGACAGGCAAAACCCCUUCAGUCAGCAACCUUACCGCGCGCACAACCAUCGUGCCGACCGACUCCUUUGCAACCUGUCCUGUCUUGGACAUUGUCCUCAUCGGAGCCUACCACGCUGGGUAUAACCCGACUGAGGCAGAGUUGGCUUAUGUCCGCAAGGCGUACGACAAUUGCUCUGCCUUUAUGACCAUCUGCGGCGGCAUUGAGGUCCCCUUGAGAGCUGGCAUCUUGGAGGGCAAGACUGCCACGGGACCGAGAUUUAUGUUGGAUAUUCUGAGACAGCUGGCACCAGGAACGAACUGGAUUGAGAAACGCUGGGCGAGCGAUGGCAAGUUGUGGACGAGUGGAGCUCUGCUGAACGGGACGGAUAUGGUGGCGGCCUUUCAGAGGGAGGUUUGGGGUGGGAAGUUGCUUACAGAGGAGGAUUCCUUGGUUGAGUUCAUGGCCAGGGUGGGAGGCGUUCCCGUGAGAGACGUUGAUUACAAGGAUGUGGAUUGGAAGCUGUGA
Podospora pseudocomata is the source of this 1460-nucleotide messenger RNA. RefSeq lists its product as uncharacterized. Bases 744 to 1460 code for a protein of 238 amino acids. Lineage: Eukaryota; Fungi; Ascomycota; Sordariomycetes; Sordariales; Podosporaceae. The transcript has 2 exons. Gene Ontology annotation, biological process: regulation of DNA-templated transcription. The record is from RefSeq and is a predicted model, not a curated record.